Messenger RNA from Cololabis saira (Pacific saury), 1510 nucleotides. Its product is annotated as potassium voltage-gated channel subfamily A member 3-like. Bases 28 to 1476 code for a protein of 482 amino acids. The record is from RefSeq and is a predicted model, not a curated record. Gene Ontology annotation, molecular function: protein binding; delayed rectifier potassium channel activity. Lineage: Eukaryota; Metazoa; Chordata; Actinopteri; Beloniformes; Belonidae. Gene Ontology annotation, cellular component: axon; voltage-gated potassium channel complex; membrane. Gene Ontology annotation, biological process: protein homooligomerization; potassium ion transmembrane transport. The transcript has a single exon.
AGUUAUGACAAGGUGGAGCAGGUCAUCAUGACGGUGGAAAACAUGCUGGAGGAGUCGGCUGCGCUCUCCGCGCCUCACCUCUCCGCGGAUCGAUACGAGCGCAGCCGCCGCGGAUGCUGCGAGAGGGUCAGCAUCAACAUCUCCGGGUUGCGUUUCGAGACCCAGCUUAAAACUUUUAACCAGUUUCCCGACACGCUGCUCGGGGACCCCAGGAAAAGGAUGCGCUACUUUGACCCGCUCAGGAACGAGUACUUCUUCGACAGGAACAGACCCAGCUUUGACGCCAUCCUUUACUAUUACCAGUCGGGAGGGCGCAUUCGCAGACCUGUUAACGUCCCCAUUGAUAUUUUCUCAGAGGAAAUCCGCUUCUACCAACUCGGGGACGAGGCCAUGGAGAAAUUUCGCGAGGAUGAAGGGUUUAUCAAAGAGGAGGAGCGCGUACUCCCCAAAAACGAUUUCCAAAAGCAGGUUUGGCUUUUGUUUGAAUAUCCCGAAAGCUCGGGACCAGCGAGGGGGAUAGCCAUUGUUUCAGUGCUUGUUAUUUUAAUUUCAAUAGUUAUUUUUUGCAUGGAGACUCUUCCGGAAUUCCGGGAUGAACGAGACUUGUCCACAGUGGCGCCCGCAGUUAAUGGCACGGCUCUUUACGCGCACAGCCCGUUCACGGACCCCUUCUUUGUAAUAGAAACGCUGUGUAUUAUAUGGUUCUCCUUUGAGCUGCUGGUCAGGUUUUUCGCCUGUCCAAGCAAAACUGUAUUCUCCAAAAACAUCAUGAACAUCAUUGAUAUUGUAGCCAUAAUCCCUUACUUUAUCACCCUGGGGACCGAGAUGGCGGAGAGCCAGAGUAACGGCGGCCAGCAGGCCAUGUCUCUGGCCAUCCUGAGGGUCAUCAGACUGGUCAGGGUGUUUCGUAUCUUUAAGCUUUCGCGUCACUCAAAGGGGCUUCAGAUUUUAGGGCAGACCCUCAAGGCCAGCAUGAGGGAGCUGGGUUUGCUCAUAUUUUUCCUCUUCAUCGGGGUCAUCCUCUUCUCCAGUGCUGUUUACUUUGCAGAAGCGGACGACCCGUCAUCCAGCUUCACCAGCAUCCCGGAUGCUUUUUGGUGGGCAGUGGUCACCAUGACCACGGUCGGGUAUGGGGACAUGCAUCCGGUGACUAUUGGGGGCAAAAUAGUGGGGUCACUCUGCGCAAUAGCCGGCGUGCUGACCAUCGCCUUACCCGUGCCAGUGAUUGUCUCCAAUUUCAACUACUUUUAUCACAGAGAGACGGAUGGAGAAGAGCACCAGCAGUGUCUGAACACGGAUAGUUGUGAGCACCUCCCCCCGGAGGAGAUGAGGAGGUCGUGCAGCUCCGCAUCCCUCAGCAAGUCAGACUAUAUGGUGAUAGAAGAAGGCAUCAAUCACGCAUUUAAACAGCCCAGCUUCACCACGGAAAACAACCAGAACUGUGUGAACAUCAAAAAGAUCUUCACGGACGUGUAAAGGAACCAUGGAAUGAAUGGAGCAUGAAAGAAAA